Molecule: messenger RNA, 2673 nt
Organism: Dryobates pubescens (Downy woodpecker)
Lineage: Eukaryota; Metazoa; Chordata; Aves; Piciformes; Picidae
Product: unconventional myosin-VIIa
Exons: 26
Coding region: 1-2673 (890 amino acids)
Cellular component (GO): myosin complex
Molecular function (GO): protein binding; ATP binding; cytoskeletal motor activity
Source: RefSeq, a predicted model, not a curated record
AUGGUGUCUGUCGGGGAGCGUGGUCCGCUGGCCGGGGCGGACGGGAACUUGGCGGUACUGGCGAAUCUGGACGAGGCGGUGCUGCUGGACGGGCUGCGGGAGCGAUUCCUGCGGCAGCAGGUCUACACCGACAUCGGGGACAUCCUCAUCGCCAUGAACCCCUUCCAGCCCCUGCCGCUAUACGGGAGAGAGGUCUCCGAGAGGUACCGACAGCACGAAAGAGGCACGCUGCCGCCCCACAUCUUCGCCGUGGCCAGCCGGGCCUACCGUGCCAUGCUGGGCCACGGGGGCUGCGGGCCCCGCAGCCAAUGUAUCGUUAUCAGUGGAGAGAGUGGUGCAGGGAAAACAGAGAGUGCGAAGCUGUUGUUGCAGCACAUAAUGAACCUAUGCAAAGGCAACUCACAGCUGGAGCAGCAAAUCCUUCAGGUAAAUCCAUUGCUUGAAGCUUUUGGCAAUGCCCAGACAGUGAUGAAUGACAACAGCAGCCGCUUUGGAAAAUACUUACAGCUGCGUUUCCAGAAAAAUACAGUGCAAGGUGCAAAGCUGAGUGAAUACCUCCUAGAGAAGUCACGGGUAGUGCAACAAGAUACUGGGGAGAGGAAUUUCCAUAUAUUCUACUACAUGUUUGCUGGACUCUCUUCAGAGGAAAAGGAGAUGUAUGGGCUAUUGGAUCCUUCACUUUACAGGUACAUAAGUGGACAAUAUGGGACACAGGAGGUAGUACAGCGCUGGAAGCACAAAUACCAAGAGGUGUGCAAUGCCCUUGACAUGGUGGGCUUCCAAGAGCAGGAGCAAGUGGACAUGCAGGCUAUCUUGUCUGGUGUGUUGUCUCUGGGCAAUGUGACCUUUGUCUCUGAGGAAAGCAAUGGAUCUGUAAAAGUGAGUGAAUCCUCCCAGGGAUGGCUGAAAGCUGCAGCGAGUCAGUUUGGAGUCCGAGAGGAUGAACUGUUGAAAUGCCUUGUUUGUACAAUGUCAGUGACCCGAGGCGAGCAGAUUCGGCGUUUUCACACCCAGCAGCAGGCGGAAGAUGCUCGUGACUCUGUUGCAAAGGUGGCAUAUAGCCGAGUAUUUGGCUGGAUUGUUUGCAAGAUCAAUGAGCUGCUGGCUGAGAAUGUGGAUCCUGAGGUGGAACUGAGGGAGAUAGGCAUCUUGGAUAUAUUUGGGUUUGAAAACUUUGCAGUGAAUCGUUUUGAACAGCUUUGCAUAAACUUGGCCAAUGAGCAGCUGCAGCACUUCUUCAACCAUCACAUUUUCCAGCUUGAGCAGGCAGCCUAUAAGGAAGAAGAGCUACCCUGGGAGACUAUCCCUUUCAACAAUAAUGAACCUGUUCUGAAUCUGCUUCUGGCCAAGCCACUUGGGCUCCUGUCCCUUCUAGAUGAGCAAAGUGCAUUCCCUCAGGCCACUGAUAAGACAUUUGUGGAUAAAUUAAAUAGCAGCUUCAAGGGGAAUUUGUACUUCCAGCCAGGACGAGGCCAUGUUUUGGGCUUCAGCAUCGUUCACUAUGCUGGGAAAGUACAAUAUACUGCUGGAGGCUUUCUAGAGAAGAACAGGGACACCUUGCCAGCCAGCAUCCGUGGACUCUUCAUCAACAGCGUCACGCCCUUGCUCAGCAUGCUGUUCACAGCCACUGUCUCCAGGACAGGGACACUGAUGCCUCAUGUGAAAGCCAAGGUUAUACCAGGAGCAGAUGACAAGUUCAACAGCACACGAAAACAGUCUGCUGGAGCUCAGUUCCGGCAUUCUUUGAUGGUACUCAUGGAGAGGAUGUAUUCUGCUAACCCACACUUUGUGCGCUGUAUAAAGCCCAACAGCAAGAAGGAGCCAGGUGUGCUGGACAGACAGCUGGUGCUACAGCAGCUCCGGUACAAUGGCCUGCUGGAGACAGUUCGUAUCCGAAGAGACGGCUUCUCCUGGAGACCCUCAUUUGAGGAGUUUGUUGAAAGAUAUGGAAUUAUUCUAGUUAAACCAGAUGUUUCCCUCACAAAAGAAAGCUGCUUGGAGAUACUACAAAGUACAGAGCUCACAGGCUGGAUAUGUGGAAAAACACGACUUUUCUUUAAAUACUGGCACCAGGAGGAGCUGGCAAAGUAUGUGGGGCAGAUGGAAAGAGCAGCAACCAUCAUACAGAAAGUUUUCAGGGGAUUCAGAUGCAGGAAAAAUUACCUAAACCUGAUGGCCAAGCUGAGAGCUCAGGCACAGCACCUACAGGAGGAAACAGAGAAGGAAAGAAGCCAGCAGCUGCCAAUGGAAGCAGAGGCACAGAAAAGGAUCUCCCUUCCAGUCCCCAUGCCACGAAAGAGAUACCUUCACCCUCAUCCCAGUCCUUCCAGUAAGGAGCUGAAGCCACCAGUGCCACGGCCACGAAGCAAACUAGCAGAGUCCACUCCUUUUGAUAAUUUCUUGGACCCUUCUGCACCUUGCUCUAUUCUGAGGACAGAGGGACAGCCUGGAGAAAUAGAAAAAAUGAGGAAACUCAAGAGAGGAGAAACUAUUCGCUGGUUCAAAGAGACACAGGCCGAGAAGGUCAUGCAGGAUGAUGGAGCCUUUCCAAGCUGGCUGCAUGGGAUGAUCAGCCGGAGGGAAGCAGAAAAGUUGCUGAACGACAAGACCGUGGGUUGCUUCCUUGUUCGUAUCAGCCAGAGCCGGCCAGGUUACACCUUGACAUACAAGUAG